AACCAGCCGGACUGAAACACGACGUGGAUACAGUAGCCUGAAUUCUGCAUAGCUGGCUCUCCUCCAUAAACCGCUGGUGCUGAUGUUGGGAAGAAAGGGAGGAGGAGGAGGGGGAGGUGGUGGUGGUGGUGAAGGAGGCUCCGCGCCAGACUGCCCUGCUCCAACAUUUGAUGAGUCAAGUUUGCCAGAGAAAGCCAAUUUCACACCGGAAGUACGAGCAUCGUGGAUUCAAAAUAAAAACCUAGAAAUGUCAGGCUUUGAAGACUUGAACAUGGCCAUCAACACGGACACCGACUUCCUCAAGUCCAACUUGGGUGAGGGCGGAGGAGGCGCGCCGCCAGCGGACUCCCACGAGACGGAGAAACUCCUGGCGCUGACCACCGAGCCCGGAGGGAACGGGAUGAAGAUGUCCACCUCCUUCACGGUCAACAUGGGCGGCGAUAAGGGUCUGGAGGCCGACCAGAACGGCCACAGCGUCGCCGUGAGGUCGGGCUCCGCCGGUCAGCUGGCCGCCGCCCCCCUCUCCCCGUCCAAGGUCAGCCUGAGCCGCUCCUCCACCGGGAACGCGACCGUGCAGGAGACCCCGAAGCCCAAGGACUACCUCAUCCUCGUCAUCAUGUCCUGCUUCUGCCCCGUCUGGCCCGUCGCAUUGUCCAUUGUCGCACUGGUGUACUCCAUCAUGUCCAGAAACAGUCUCCAGGUGGGGGAUAUUGACGGGGCAAGGAGGCUGGGUCGACUGGCUCGUCUGCUCAGUAUUGUCUCCAUCGUCCUGGGCAUUGUCAUAAUCAUAGUCUACGUCUCAGUUUCAGUCGUAAAGCACUGACAUGGAGGACCCGAGAGAAGAAAAUGAACCGUGAAAGCCUAACCACGGACGCAACAAGGGAAAAAAAUAAAAGCCCAUUCCAAAAAAACAAAAAUCUUAACUUAAUGUCAUAUGGUAAUUACAUCAUGACCACCCUCAGAAUGCAAAAAAUAGGUAACCCAUGAGAGUAGAAGCAAGUAUACAAACGAAAAAAUCAUUCAGAGAUGCAUGCAUUAGAAUCCAGUAACAUUUGCUUGACAAAAAUAAAACCUGAUGUAGAAUUGUUCAGGUUAAAACAGAGGAAAAAUAAAAUGCAGAUUUGUUUGUGGACAGAAGGACUCAUAAAUGUUUCUUUUUGGAAUAAUGGACUUCUUAAAAUGAAGAGGAUGACCUACUAUGAGGAGGGAGUGAACAAUUGACGUUUUCGUGUCUAGGAUGGGACUCCUUUGAAAAAUGGAUUCUGGGUUUUGGACGUCAAACUUUGGACAGCUGCAUAUAAUCCUCAUAUAUUCCUUACUGAAUCUCUUGCAUUCAAAGCAUAUACAGCUACAAAUAUAUUUGAAAUAUGGAUAUAUGAAUAUAUAUAUAUAUAUAUAUAGAUGUACAUUUUAUAAAAAAUGUUUGUAUGCCAAGUGGUGCUGGGUUUGUUAAGACUGUCACAAUGGCUUUGUCAGCACUUGGAUUAUCACCGGAAAUUCAAGGGUUUGUGAAAAGACACAUUUUUAAUUUUUGUUAUUUAUUAUAAUUUUUGAAACUAAAAAGAAAUUGAGACCAACUGCAUGCCUGAAUGUAUAUAACCAAACGUCUGCCUUCGUUUGACUGUUAUUAGUUGUCUCUUUUCAUAUAAAGGAGUCAGAGAGGCUAACAGGUUUGCACAUGAAAGAGUGAUUUGUGUACAUUAUGUGAGUCCAGCCACUGUAGAAUGUGUGAGGACUGUGAUCUAACACUCAAACACCCCCCUUUAUGUCCCAAAAAAUACCUUUGCCUUGCUCUGGCAGAGACUGAAACGCAUGCCAAAUCUCCCACCAUCCCUUGGUCCCUUCUUUUCUUUCACAUACUCUAAUUCUUUACCACAAAACCUGACUUAGUGGCUGCCAUCCUUCAGUUUUGUCUCUUCCUUAAACUCCAUUUUACAUACCUUGUACUACCUUUCUACACCAUAGCUCCCUAUUUUCCAUUACCAUUCUUACCCUGUUAUACGUUGACUGUUAAAUUUCAUUGUUUCACUGAAUGUUUUUUCUGCUCCUUGUGCUGGUAUGAAAUGUAUUUAUAUGGGAAAAUAUAUAUAUGCAAUAUGUACGCAUGCUAUGGGCCAAACAGGCUUACACACAUUUAUUUUUUUGUAAACGAACAGGCCUUUGAGUUUGAGUAACAACAAAUAGCAUUUAAAUAAUACUUCUUUUUAAUCCGUCACUUUAUCAGAGAGAAGUCACUCUAUUAAAUCCCCUGUGGCUAUGCAGGACUGUUGUAUUGACACAUUACAGGCUUAUGCUACAAGCACAGCUAACAUCACUGUAAGAUCAUUUAGCAUCAUUUACAUCCACAGCUUUUCUUUACGCAUUUAUGUUUUUGUUUUUUUAUCUUGUGCAAUUUAAAUCAGGAAUCGUUUGGACAAAGUCUCUUUAAAGUGGUAUAAAGCGAUUAGUUGAGUUCCAGUGGUUGUUUGUUUAAGGGCUCAUACAAGUGAAACAGGAAAAUCACACCAGCUAAUUACGACCGAUGAGGGAGGACAUUUAUCAGACUAUGCAGCUAUAAAGCGAUUCUUCCACGUCCUAAACUGAACAUCAUCAAUGUAAGGCUGAACAACUGCAAUCAUAUCAAGUAUAAACACCAUGUAGCACAAUGUUUUGUGCAAAAUGGGGUUUUAAUCGAUUUCACUCCAGUUGUACAUAAAAAUCACAAUGUUUAUCAGAACACCAGAAACAGCAAAAUCCAAAGAGUCCCCAUGUUUACCACCACGCUAAUGAAAAAAUAUUUACAUUACAUUGUUGCCAAAAUGGCGGUGUGUAAUUUCUGUAGAAGAUUAAGUUUCCAUCUCUGAAACUGGUGUCUAGCCUAUAAGCUCUGCUCUGUCAGUAAAACAGUUCAAAACUUCAUUCCAUUCCCAUAGAUUACUGUGCUUAUUUUUCCAGUAUACUGUAUGUUCCAGUUUUCAUCUUUGUGGUGUACAUUAAGCAUGUCUGGAAUAAAUGUUACCAUGCAUGGUCCAA
This is a messenger RNA of Dicentrarchus labrax (European seabass), 3012 nucleotides long. RefSeq names its product trafficking regulator of GLUT4 (SLC2A4) 1a (gene trarg1a). The record is from RefSeq and is a predicted model, not a curated record. Gene Ontology annotation, cellular component: membrane. NCBI's taxonomy places the organism in Eukaryota, Metazoa, Chordata, Actinopteri, Moronidae.